AUGUUAUUGGUGUUUCUGCUUUUCCAGGGACAGUGGUCUUCUGUUGAAUGUGUGCGACUGGAUCCACGUGGAGCAAAGUACGUAAGGGAGUUAGUGAACGAAUUUUUAGCAGAUCCAAGUUCUUCGCGUUUUGACCAAAUCAUUCUUCCCCCUCAAAUCGGAGAAGAACUAAGCGAUUUUCUUCAUCCUAAAGUGUAUAUAUGGUGUCCAAUUACCCACUGGAAAAUCGAGGUGAAAUGUCCCCUCCACGGCUGUCUACUCACGCCAGGGACCUUUACGGAUGUAGUUGACAAGACAAGCCCCAAGAAUCCACGCCUUGUUUAUGAUUUGAGAGGUAAUGUACUAAUGGUACAGCGGAUAUAUCUAUGCCGACACAAAGAAAAGCCACACAGAUAUUUGUCGGGUAGUGAGACGAUUCUAAGAAGUAUCCCAAGUCUUUAUAGCCAUGCCUGUUUCCCAAUACUAAUGCUAUACCGAUCUGCGUGCAGUAAAAACCUCGUUGAUCAUUUAGAGACACAGAUCUUACAAGGUGUGAGCUUUCUGAAAACUUGUGAGGGAUUGGCUGCAAUAAACUUUAAGGAAUUUUCACACCGACUUAGACGAUAUACGUUAUCAGCGAAGUCAAAUGUUACAGAUACUGGCAAAUUGUACGAGAAAUUUUACGCCGAUCCCAUGUUUUCCUUUCCUGGCAAUGAUUUGUUGAUGCAUAUUUUUCUUGCGGAUUUUCAAGAAAAAGAACCGUACUAUGAAGUGGAAAUGAAGAAACGUGCAUUACACAGCAGGGUCAUUUCAUGUGAUCAUACGUUUAAAAUAAGUAAAUACAUUGGAGCAAGAAGAAGUAGCGAUGAUAAAUUUGUGAAACAAUUUGAAAAUCUUUUUAUAGUGCUAAACGAGAGGCACGAAGUUAUAAGUUGGCGUCUAACGAGAACCACGGGCUUUGAAGAAAUAAGGUCGUUACUCGUUGAGCUUAAGGAGCAGAUAGGUAAUACUUUGGAUGCAGUAAUAGUGGACGACUGUUGCAAAGUAAGAACACUCUACAGGUCAGUUUUUCCAGAUGUAGAAGUAAAACUAGACUUAUUCCAUGCAAUUCAACGAGUCAUCAAAAAGAUACCAAAGGGAUCUGAGUUUUCCAAACGAUUUUCAAAAGAAUUGGGUCUGAUAUUUCGAGCAAAUGGAGACUGCGACGAGGUCCGUCAGCUACCCACACCUGAUUGGAAAGUGGUAAUUGAAAAUUUGCAUUCUUUCCGUGAAAGGUGGAAAUCGUUCUUGAACAUGGAAGAAAUGAAGAAAGCACGUUUGGAACUCGACCACUUGAGCGUGCUUAUAAAAAAAGGUUGUUUAUCUGGCUUAAAACCGGGUGAAGGAACGGAAUCGAAUGAGAGGCUUCAUAACACAUUAAAUAUAUCAUUAUUAUGCGGUGCUACUACCACGGGUCCCGAAAUAGCAAUUGCUAUUAUAACUUUAUUAUUCUAUAGUAUGAACUGCAGGAAAAGCGCGAAAAAACAUAAGCAGAAUUCAAGAGUAAUUCCCUUCGUGCCACUCUUCUCGCAGUUCACGUCGAGGAACGUAAAUGAUAAAAAUCCCCACUUUAACACUAACAGUGGGGGAAAAGUCACGUUAGAUGACGCUUGGAAGGCACCAUACGAGGGAAAUAAAGUAUACCCAGACGAAACUGUUGAAGAAGCUGUAGUAGUUAUUGAAACUAUCGAGGACACUCUUAACGAGUCCAUCGCCAGUCUGCUUUUGAAAAACAUGUCCAAGUUGCAUUCGAUUUUAAGUAAAGUCAACAGUGAAUGUCGGGAUCGUUGUUUUAAUGCAUUUGAUAUUCCAAUAAUGCAAGUGGGUAGUAAACAAGUCUUAGUCAAUAGCUGCUAUGCUGAAGAUGACACAGAAAUAAGACGCAGAGAAACACUGCAGCGAAAUCUCGACUGUUUUAGUCUCAAAAGGGAUGAAGUCGUCGGUGACGGAGAUUGUGCCUUUAGAACAAUUAUUUCUCAAGUGAGAAAGACAAACCAAUGGAGUGACCCAAAUUCAGCACUUUGUCAGCAUAUUUCGUACCUGGGACUUGGGAGAAGUGCCGACGAAGAUGUAAAUCAGCUCCGUCAACUUUUUGUCAAUAAUGUUCAGAGCAACGAACAUUAUCAAAUGCUCACUGGCAUUCCUUCUGACGAAAUGAACACUGAGACUGAAAGAUUUAGAGAACCUGGAACAUUUUGCGGUGAAGUCGGGGAUUUGAUUAUAAAAGUAUGCUCUGACAUACUUCAAGUCCCCAUAAUUGUUGUGACCAGUAUCAAUGGUUCCCCUUAG
This is a messenger RNA of Porites lobata, 2307 nucleotides long. Lineage: Eukaryota; Metazoa; Cnidaria; Anthozoa; Scleractinia; Poritidae. The record is from the annotation of a GenBank genome assembly.